Messenger RNA from Ambispora gerdemannii, 2040 nucleotides. Lineage: Eukaryota; Fungi; Glomeromycota; Glomeromycetes; Archaeosporales; Ambisporaceae. The record is from the annotation of a GenBank genome assembly.
AUGAGUAAAAAUAACCUGAAUCUCAUACAACUUUUCCAAACACGCUUUCUUCCGAAUCUUGACUCCAUGCAAACCUCACAUUCAAUAAUACAAUUAUCAUUCCCAACCAUUACAUUUGAAAUAGAAGAGACAAAAGAGACAAGCAUAAACAACAUAAUUCCAGAAAUCAAACAACAAGAACGAAAUUUCUAUGCAUUAACACAGCAAAACAUCAAAAUCAUCAAUAUCGCCGCUGCGUUCACGCACGAUCUUUUAAUCUACAUUAACGAAAUGAUUCAACGAAAUCUCGAGUAUGAAGAGUUUCUUGCCGUGUUGGAGGAAGUUGCGAGACGUGCGACUGAUAUUCUCGAAGAAUGCGAACGUAUCAAAAAAGAAUACGAACAGAUGUUUGUAUUAUUGAGUGUGAUAUCAAAGACUUUGAGUUCGCAAAAUGAGGAAUUACGAAAGAAGAAAAAGAAUAUCGAGAAUGAAAUACAGAAAUUGAAGGAAGAAUCUGAAAGCGAGUUUAUGUUACGAACGGGAGGAUUGAUGCUUACAGGAAUCUUCGUGUUCCAAACUCCUCGUAUCACUGGUGCACUGUUAAGUAUCGCAAUGACGAUACCGUUACUCUAUUCUUUGAGAACAUCCGAAGCGGUAAAAGAAAAAAUACUUAAUGCAUAUAGAAUUCUUAGUUUUUUACUCGUUAAAGAACAGAAAUUAGUUUCGACCCAAAGGACAAUUGAAGAUAUCAACCAUCAUUUGCAAAUAAUUAUUCAAGUGCUUAAAGAGGUCGAGGAAUUUUGGAGCUUUUUAUUGAAUGAGACCUAUUUUGCGGAAGGAAAGAAUAAACACAAGGAAGAAGAGUUAUAUAACAAUAAUAGUAGUGAUAUCAAAAAUACAAUACAAAAAUUGCCCAGGGUUAUUGGAAAAGCGCGCGUUGAGAAUAAAAGAGGUGAGCGAGGUAUUGGUUCAACAAAUGAAAUAAAAAACUUGAAGAUGGAUUUCUCGAAUGCUACUGAGGCAGAAUUCUUCCCAGGGGACUUGAAUAUUCGAUAUGGAAGUCCGUGGGCUGGUGCGGGUUGGCGGUCGAAUUUUGAUUCGGAUGAUGAACAGUUGCAAAGAUUCGAAGCGUGUAGUUAUAAGACUUUAUGGAAGUUAGCUCAUCUCGCGCCUGAUGCCGGAAUUAAACUUGUGAAAAUUUAUGAUUAUGUCGACGUUAAACCAAAACUGAGAAGAGAUCAACCUUGGUUCAAGAAGCUAGUGCCUGACUUCAGAGUAAUCAGUAAAUCGAAGUUACCAGCCACAAGUGAAUUCGGUGUUUCUUACAUGACUGUGUCAUUGAAUGUGCCAAAAUAUUUACGCUGGUUACUAAAUCAAUUCAAAAACUCUGGUGGCCAAACAAUCAAUAAACGGCUAGCGCAUAUUAAAGAAGCAUUUGGUCCAGACGUCGACGUUGUCGUCAACUGUUCUGGAGUUAGCGCUCGGACUUUGGGUGGAGUUGAAGAUGAAGCAGUUUAUCCGACUCGAGGACAAACAGUGGUUGUUUGGGCGCCUCACGUGAAAUCUUUCCUGACUCGUCGAUCGAUUGCGGCUGGUAAUCAUGACGUUACAUAUCUGAUCCCGAGAGAUGACGGACAAGUUAUUCUCGGAGGCACUUUCCAGCCCAACGAUUACAAUUCAGAACCCGAUGAAAAAAUGGCUAGAGAACUAAUACAAAAAUGUGAAAAACUUUGUCCGGAGCUUACUCACGGAAAAGGUAUUCAAAGUCUUGAAAUCACAUCGCAUAAUGUUGGAUUGAGACCUUCGAGAACAGGUGGAAUACGAAUCGAAACGGAAUAUAGGAAGAGGGAUGACGGUUCAGAAAUUCUUGUAUGCCACAACUAUGGUCAUCAUUCAUACGGGUACACUUCAAGUUGGGGAGUAAGCUGUGAAGCAUUCAAUCUUAUCGAAGCAGCAUUCGCCAAACGACAAGAAUUCGAAAUGGCAUUCGCUAAUCAAGAUGACAAUAAAAAGAAUAAUGAUAUUAAUCAAAUGGUCGAAGUGCCCCAGUCAAAGUUGUAA